UUUCUUUCCACCAAUAGCAAAUCGACAGCCCCAGGACGGUAGGCGGAAGGAAUUUGUGUGUUGUUAUUUCGACGUAAUCUUCCCUAUUUCUUCGCAAGAGCAAACUCGCGAAAUUCACGAUUUUCUGCUUGCUGGAAGCAAACACACAGCGCCUGUGUGCAAUUAAACGACGGAAAACGGUCAACGUGGUGUUGUUGCUCGCCGUUACCAAACAGAACCCCAAUCGGUAGCGUUCGGUUCAGAACCUGCAGCGCGACUUUCACUUGGAACAGAACCAACACACAAUAAUGACUCAGUGUGUGGUGUUUGGUGCAUAAAAGUUCAGUCAUUUCAGUGUACGGUCGCAACAUUAUUCGAAGGAUUCGGUACAAGCUUGCGAAAACAAUCGAGCAAACAAACAGCACAGCUGGGUACCACUGGCUAUCGAACCGGACCAGACGGACAGGCGUUGUAGAAUAGAGGGGGAGAGCAACCGAAAAUAGCAAACAGCGGAACAAGUGGAAGUAACAACAGCAAGGUAAGUCGAGAUGAGUUACGCAUCAUUCGACAAUAAUGCCACCACGGGCAGUUCAAACAUUACCAGCGAGGCAGACUUUCAGAAAACGGCCCAAAUCGUGGUGGCCAGCAUCCAGAAGAUCCUGCAAAAUGUCUCGUCAAUGCAGCGGAUGGUCAACCAGUUCGGUACGGCACAGGAUUCGCCCGAGCUUAAACAACAACUCCAUCAAAUACGGUCCUACACACAGCAAUUGAUAAACGACACGACCAACCAGUUGAAUGAUUUGGUAAACUGUAAAGAGCGUCAUCUAAAGAUUCAGCGUGACCGGCUGGUGGACGAGUUUUCCAGCGCCCUGAACGCAUUCCAGGCGGUGCAGCGAAAAACGGUUGAUCUGGAAAAGAAUGCCGUCCGGCAGGCGCGGCAAGCGAGCGGGGCGGCCACGACCCUAAACAAACCGCCCGGCGGUUCGCACCAUUCGAGCAUGGGCUCGAACUACAACAACAACCACAGCUCGAACAGUGGUGGCGGUGGUGGAUCGAUGUUUGAGGAUAAUUUCAUUACCGGAUCGAGGGGACAGACGCAGGAGCAGCUGCAGGAGGAGAUCGAUUUGCAGGCGCUCGAGGAUCAGGAACGAACGAUCCGUGAGCUGGAGGAAAAUAUCGUUAGCGUUAAUGAAAUUUACAAAAAGCUCGGUGCGCUGGUGUACGAACAAAGCCACCAGGUCGAUUCGAUUGAAGCGUCCGUGGAGCAGACGAGUGUCUUUGUGUCGGAGGGCGUGCAGCAGCUUAAACAGGCCAGCCACUAUCAGAACAAAGCACGCAAGAAGAAGCUUAUCCUGGCGCUGAUAGCAGCCGCAAUACUAGCGUUUAUCAUUCUCAUCAUUAUUCUGAAGCAUUAGCUAACUGGCGUGGAAGAGAAUCUAACCGUACGACAUAUAUUAUAGAACGAAAAUGUUUACAGUCAAACAAAACAAAAACCCGCGACGUUAAAUGGACGAAGGACGACGACGGGGCCCCCUCGUCCCCUUCUUCCCCAUCACAAUCCAAAGCUCUAGCGCAAUGUGCAAUGCAAAAUGUGUGUGUGUGUGUUUUGUGUUUAAAUUAUUUAAUUAAUCAUCAUUUUGCAAGCGAGUGUUUCGCACGAUUGUAUUUAGGGAGAAAAACAUUGGGUUUGCAAAACACUGCUACCGGGCACACAGGUCGCGCCCGCAUUCAAAAGCAUUCCAUUGGGCAGAUUGGGACGAAAGACACGCACACACACACAUCGCAUGGUGGCCCCGAUUUAAUGAUAAUUAUUAUGUGCUCUUUUGUUCUGUUUGCCGCUUACUCUGAAAUAUACAUAUAUUCUUGUAUUGCUAGUUUGCUAGCGGGUGGUGGCGCCCGCCCGCUAGUCUCCUCACAAAAUCAGUUGCUUUUUACUGCUAAAAGCCACCAGAAGAAAAGAACAGCCACAGCAAUUCGUUUUUUUUUUUUGUAGUAUUAUGUCCCGUCCAUUGUUCUUAUCUGGCACGAAUAUGGGCAUUACCGUUGGGAACGCUGCGUUACAUGCAAAAGCAAGGCGAACUCAAGCACACAAGUUGAAACGUUAACGUAACGUAUAUUUCGACUGUGAUACGGAGAUGUUGGAUUGUGGAGAGUAAUAGUUUGGAAUAUUUUAGUAGAAAAAACAAACACUAAAGCAAAUAAACUAGAAAAAGGAGAACGCAAAUCCAAAGCAAAUACAUACGAUACAUUUGUUACGAUGCGGCGCAGACUAGACCACACCAGACAGACGUCCGGUCUUAUGUUUCUCCCUCACUCUCAGAGCUUUUAUUAAUUUUAUUUUAAAAGAAACAAAAAAGCGCAUGUGACACAACUGUAGGAAGAAAAGGCAAAGUUAAUCAAUAAAUGGUACAUGUUCUUCUCAA
Molecule: messenger RNA, 2402 nt
Organism: Anopheles stephensi (Asian malaria mosquito)
Lineage: Eukaryota; Metazoa; Arthropoda; Insecta; Diptera; Culicidae
Gene: Syx7
Product: syntaxin-7
Exons: 6
Coding region: 528-1394 (288 amino acids)
Biological process (GO): vesicle-mediated transport; vesicle fusion; intracellular protein transport
Cellular component (GO): synaptic vesicle; membrane; SNARE complex
Molecular function (GO): SNARE binding; SNAP receptor activity
Source: RefSeq, a predicted model, not a curated record